CUUUGUCUUGCGACUCUGACCAAGAGAAGCAUGAUCGACCUGAGAGUUGUUUACAACUUUCAAUGAUGUUACAAAGCCCGAACACAGAUGAAGUCUUGUGAUGUAGCAUGAAUGUAUCCAUGAAUCAAUUUGAUUCACUUGGAUUCGGAUUCGAGUAGUUGGGUUUCCAUCUGUGGUAAACAUCUGAGCUCAUAUUUUUAGAUCCUCCCAGUUUCAGUUCAUGCAUCAAAAAAAUUGUGAUUGGCUGUCAGUGAUCGAAUGUAGACACAGGCUUUUCUAGCUUUGCUGGAGAAUUUCACAUUGCAAAGACGCAGGGCUCCAGGGGUUACACGAUCAUCUUGAAAGAAAGACUGCAGGAGUGUCGAUGGUGUGUCGCUUGCUGCCUGGAUUACUGCACCUGACGCUUUCACUGGCAGAUUUUUGUCGUCUCAAGGUCAGUUUGGAAUUAGGGAUCAUCGACAGCGUAUCGGGAUCGUAGACAACCUCAGUGGAUAGGUGACCAGCCAACUCGGUUUUAAGAGGCACUUUUUGAAACUGAAGGACGCAUUUUGAUAUGCAUGUAAUGCAUCAUUACCUCUUAAAACUGAAACGAAUAGAUUAUGAGGCAGAACCGCCUCGGUGUCAGCUGAUAAUGAGCAAGAUGGAGGAGUUCGUGAUGAAAUUCUACAAGCUAGCUGUCUCGGUUUUUUGGCGAAUGCAUGAGGUUCUUGAGGAGGCCACCAAGUUUCUGCCAUGUCUUUUGAUGAUCUGCUGGUCAGCGCGUUCACACAUGGGUCCACCGGAAUACGAGAUUGAUGACGCGAACGUGGAUGAAAAUCCUCUCCUCGUAGAGAAGAUCAAAGGCUAUUUGAAGGAAAUCCAACUCACAAGAUCCAAUAGAAAAGAAGCUGAUGACUGCACUGUGUGCUUAUCAGAAUUUAUGGACAAUGAAAGUGUGUACAAGCUCCCCGGAUGCAACCAUCUCUUCCAUAAAGUCUGUCUGACUCAAUGGCUUUUGUUAAACAAGACCACUUGCCCUCUCUGCCGCUGUAAUCUCGAUAGAGUAGACGAGAUCCACCUUUCUGAAAUUCCUUUUCAAGAACGCCAAAUGGGAAUCACAGUUGAUCAAGAUUGAUUAGCACAGCUCUACAACUAGUUUUCUUCACAUGAGAAUGAGAAUAAUUGUGGUUGUUUCGACGAUUUCAAUUUCGAGAAGUAGCUGGCCCAAAUCAUUAUCAAGCAAUCGAAUCACCAAAUCAUCAAAUUUUCGAACGAAGAAUCUCCCUUGUGUCAGCAGAGACUUGUACUAUGUAGAAUCUAGAGCAGAAUUGAAUAAUUGUACAGAAAACUUCCUGUAUACAUCUGUAUAGUAACUUACGUACUGUAAAGCAAAGUUUCAAAACCUGAUGCCAUGUAAAGUUUUGUCUAUCAUUUGUUAUAUCCGGAGUUGAUUACCUACUCUAUCGGUUCUUGUUGUUUAGGUAACAGUCAUGGUAGUUUUCCUGUAAGCUGUACACGAAGGCA
This is a messenger RNA of Marchantia polymorpha subsp. ruderalis, 1503 nucleotides long. NCBI's taxonomy places the organism in Eukaryota, Viridiplantae, Streptophyta, Marchantiopsida, Marchantiales, Marchantiaceae. The record is from the annotation of a GenBank genome assembly.